AUGCUUGAGGGCUGCGAGCGCGGGGCCUCGGCGAUAGCGGCGGUGCGUCGUCCCCCGCGAAGUCCGCGAAGUCAUCGAACAUGUCACCGAAUUCGUCGAACAUGUCAUCGAAAUCGUCGAACAUGUCAUCGAAGUCGUCGAACAUGUCAUCGAACAUGUCAUCGAAAUCGUCGAACAUGUCCUCGAAGUCGUCGAACAUGUCAUCGAACAUGUCAUCGAAAUCGUCGAAAAACUCAUCGAAAAAGCCGCCGCCGUCAUCAUCAUCGUCCUCGUCCUCGUCCUCGUCCUCGUCCUCGUCCUCCUCCUCCUCCUCCUCCUCCUCCGUCGUGGAGGACGAGCCCUUCUUCUUCUUCUUCUUCUUCUUCUUCUUCUUCUUCUUCUUCUUCUUCUUCUUCUUCUACUUCUUCUUCUACUUCUCCAACUGUUUCCCUCCUCUCUAUUUCUUCUUUUUCCCUCCUUUUUUCUUAUUUUUCUUCAUCAUUUUUUUUUUCCUCUUAUCAGGUCUACGUUUUUUCUUAUCCAACCUUUUCUUCAAAGUCUUGUUGUACUCAGAUCUAUGGUGGAUAUGUUACCAUAUUUUCAAGGUCAUAUGACCACAAAAGGUUAAUACGAAUGCAAUACCGGAAAGGCCACCGAACACCAUCGACGCACUGGCGGUGUAAUAUACCUGCUGCCGGGGAGCGCUACCGAGUGAUGCCCGGCUCCGGCGUGCGCACGACCCACGACCAGUGCGCAGGAGACAGCGUAGAGUACAGUGUGUGUGGCACUAAACCCUGUCCGCCGGGGAUGGUGUCCGCCGUGUCCUUUCGAGCGGCACAGUGCCGUCACUAUAACAACAGGCGCGUGUUCGGGAGGGUCGUCAACAACUGGGUUCCUUAUACACAAGGAGGCAUCAACCCGUGCGCGCUGGUGUGCGAGGGCGAGGGCGAGGGCAUCGUCUACACCUUCGGGAAGGUCACGGACGGAACGCACUGCCGCACGGACCAGGCGCAGGACGGCCUCUGCGUCAACGGACGCUGCCUGCGUCUCUCGUGCGACGGGCGGCUGGGCGGCACAGCAAGGGAAGACAUGUGUAGGAUCUGCGGAGGACACAACGAAACGUGUACCCGACAUGUUGGCGUUUUCCACACCGACCUGCCCGCCGCCGACCAGCCGUCGCCUCUGACCCGCGCCGGCGACAGAUCUCCCAGAAAUUAUGGUUAUUAUGACGUGUCUUACAUACCGAAGGGCGCGACCAACGUGAGGGUGAGAGAUACUUCGCCAAACUUCUUGGCGCUGAAGGCCGGGAGCAAAUUCCUGCUGAACGGCGACUGGCUGAUCGACUGGCCCGGGGAGGUGGACGCGGGCGGCACCCUCUUCACGUACGCCCGCAACGAGGACGAAUCGGAAAGCCUCAGCGCCCUGGGACCCACCUCCGAAGACCUCACGCUCAUGGUGUUGCUUCGCGAACACAACCCGGGCAUCUACUACGAGUACUGGACACCGAACUCCGCUUCCGGCGAGGCCCCCCCCGCCGUCGUCCCCCUCCCGUCCGCGACCUCCUCCUCCUCCUCCUCCUCCUCCACGCCCACGACCCCCACCCACUCCCCCGCCACCCCCUCGACGACUUCCGCAACCACCACGACCACGACGACUACAACGCCACGACCGGCCGUGUUGACGAGUGUAAACGUGACGAGGAUCCGGAAGCCGCCCUUGAGGACGCCCCUCCGCCGGCCUCGUCCUCGCCCUCGGACACCGUUCCGACGUCGCCCCCCCUUCGCCCCCAAAAGACGACCCUCCUCGCCCCCCAACCGCGAGGACAACGACACAUACAGACCGAAGAAGCCCAUUAAGCCGUACAAGAAGCCCGUGAAAGGGAAGCCGAAGGGGGAGGAGAGCAAGGGCGGCAAGGGUAGACGGAAGAAGAAGAAGAAGAAGAAGGAACCCGAAGUCCCAUCCUCCUGCGGCCCCUGCGAGAGGCCGCGGCGCGCCAAGCAGAUGUUCUGCACCAGCGACUUCGUGUCGCGUGUGGAGGUGAUCAACAGCGAGCCGGUGGGCGGGGAGCGCCGCUACGAGGUCCUCGUGCAUCAGUCCUACAAGAACACGGUGCCGCUCCUCCACAAGGAGUUCCUGUGGGUGGACAACAACUGCCUGUGCCCCAAGAUGCGCCACGGGCGCUCCUAUCUGGUCAUGGGGUCAACGGAGGUCACGCGGGGUCGCGAGGUGCGGCUCGUGCUUCGGAACGGCAGUUACGUGCGCCGCUACACGCCCCGGAACCUGGCUCGGAUCCUGCGCGUCCGACACAACGAGAUGCGCUUCUGCCGGCCGUGGCGGAGGGACCUGCGCUUCCUGAGGCCGGAGGACAAGGCUCUCAACGCCACCGUCGCCAACGCCACCGCCGACGACGCCAGCGCCUCCUUGGCCUCGGCGGCAGGCGCUUCGGCCGUGCUGCUCGUGGGCACGUAACGCCCGACUCCCUCUUGCGGCCAGGCGAGGCCCAGGAGCUCCCGGAACCGCGAUGCGAGAUUCGUUUCCGUUUCGUUCUCUCCAGUCUUCUCCUUCGUGCUCUUUCUCUUCCACUUGUCUUCUUCCGCUUUUCCUUUUCCUGAAGUAUUGGAAAGAUAUAACAAUCCUUCAGGAAGCCUUUUUUGAGUUCCUUCCAUUUUCCUUCUUUUCUUACCCAGGAGCUCUUAGGAAAACUACAAGUAGUCCUAUUAUAUAAGGAGCACGAAAUAAAACACUCACUGCUGAACUCACACUAAGGAAUAUGAAAUAAAAGCGAACUGUAAAAAACAAAGACUCACGCCAUAUCUCACCCGACACUGCCGAGCAAGAUUUGGAGAAAAGGAAUAAAUCCCGUGCCCCGAGCACCUCCGCUGCAGCUUUUGCCAGUAGACGAGAAAGUGCUUGUUACUGAACUCUAGGCUUGGUUUUCUUAAGGAUCUGAGGUUAAGGAAGGUGAGAGACGCAGAGGCUUGCCAUGCAGCAAAAUGCACUGAACAGGAGGUCGUAAACUUAGGUAAUUGCAAGGCCUUUUUCGGUGACUAAUGGGUGGUGAUUCAAGGAUCGGUGACUGCUCAGAACAAACAAACACAAAGGGUUUACGAGGUGGCAUCAACUCGCUUUUUUUUCUUUUUGAGAAUUUACGAGCAUCGACCUAAUCUGACCAUGGCGGAAAGCUAGAGACAGACAGACAAACAGAGUUGAGAGAGAGAGAGAGAGAGAGAGAGAGAGAGAGAGAGAGAGAGAGAGAGAGAGAGAGAGAGAGAGAGAGAGA
Molecule: messenger RNA, 3259 nt
Organism: Penaeus chinensis
Lineage: Eukaryota; Metazoa; Arthropoda; Malacostraca; Decapoda; Penaeidae
Product: ADAMTS-like protein 5
Exons: 11
Coding region: 1-2448 (815 amino acids)
Biological process (GO): extracellular matrix organization
Cellular component (GO): extracellular matrix
Molecular function (GO): metalloendopeptidase activity; protein binding
Source: RefSeq, a predicted model, not a curated record